Molecule: messenger RNA, 3702 nt
Organism: Trichophyton benhamiae CBS 112371
Lineage: Eukaryota; Fungi; Ascomycota; Eurotiomycetes; Onygenales; Arthrodermataceae
Exons: 1
Coding region: 1-3702 (1233 amino acids)
Biological process (GO): regulation of actin cytoskeleton organization; TOR signaling
Cellular component (GO): TORC1 complex; TORC2 complex
Molecular function (GO): protein binding
Source: RefSeq, a predicted model, not a curated record
AUGGAGCUUGGUAAAACAUCACUGCCUCGGAGAAGCAAACGGAUUUCCCAGGUCCUAGGAACCAAUUCCGAUGAUGACGAAAAUGAUGUUGACCCCGAGCCGGAACUACAGCGAUUGCUUGAACAAUUUCUACCCAGGGGAAAUUCACCUUCGACUCCAAGAGAGCCAAAUCCAUUAAAGAGAAAGGCUGAAUGCCUAACUGAUAGGCAGAACUUUCCUUGUGAAGUGGCCAAAUCGGCUCCAUCGAUAUCGACAGACAAUUCUAAGAAUAUUUCUAUCGAAUGGUCCCCCGAAAGGAGUACCGCGUCUAUCAAGGGGGUUGCCUUAGCUAAGAGUGAUAACCUGGAAAAUGAGCCUCCCGGCAUAAUCGAGAACGAUAUCUCAGGAAAUUACAACCAUAAUCGGUCAGAAGAAGCUAAUAAUGCUAAUGAUGUGUUCUACUCAACUUCAGAUGGCUCUAAUAGCAUGCGGGCUUUGUUGCCCGAAGCAACGCAGGAAGAUAAUAAUAACAACUUAGACCCGGAAUCUUCCAAUGUUGAUUCCUCCCACUCUCAGUGCUCACCUCACACCUCAUGGACGCUUCCUUCAUCCGUUUCUCUUUGCUCUCGUUCAUCAGAACCGCCCGGUAAUGCCCAAAUUCAUCCUAUUCAUCCUACUAUCCCUAUUAAACGACCACGAGGAAGGCCACCAGCUCCACUAAACAUGCCGAGAAGGAAUAACAAUUCAACUCCACAGCGGCGGUCUCGCCGUGAAAGAAAACAGCCAGCCAAUUACUAUGACUUACCCCCCGGUUUUGCCGAAAUCGAAGAUGACUAUGAACCGACGGCCCCUGAAGAACCUGUUGACCUCCAAUACUCGCCACAGGUCCCAAGUUUGGCUAGGAAACGAGUUGACAUUAUACCUCCUCGAUGUUUAUAUCGAUCGAGACAACUAUGUAUCUUGCGAGAAUUAAACUCUUCUUCGUGCCUCGACGAAGAGGAUCCGCUGGUUCAAUUUCCAUAUAUCUUAGCGGAUCAACGGGUCAACCACCCAAGGCUACUUCUGCGAGACAACCAGUACCGUAGCUUCAUUUGCCAUGUAGACUUCUCUACAAGCGAGAUGAAAACAAUCUAUACCCUUCUUUGCGGGCAUCAGAUACCAGAGGACGAGACUCCUAUUCAGGAUCAUCUCUUUCAUGCUGUCCAAUUUCUUGAUGUUGAACUGAUUACCAAAAGGAUUCGAAGGUUAAAAGGUUUGCUUACCCUUCUACCCCCUGGUUUUGAUCCAGCUCAUCUAUUCCUAUCCCACGUGGGGAUUCCCAAGGAGUAUCAAAAAAUACUCAAGCAAAUUGAGAAAAUACUUAGAGAUACUCAUCAGCCAGAAGGGUGUAAAAAUACAGUUGCCAAAAUUGGUCGUGCUAAUAUCAAUUCUAUACUUCAAGAAUGUGAUAUUGUCAAGGGAUUGCAUCGCAGGAAAGCCGACUCUAUUAUGCGGUUCCUUUCCGAUGCACAAUCAAAGUCUCUCUCCAACAUGCCCUCAAGCCUGGUUGUAUACGCUUCUUCAGUCUCUCCACAAACACCGUUAGCCAGCUCAGAUAAUAAGUUGCCAUCUGCAAUGCUAAGAUCUCGGCAACUGGGUCUCACAAAUCAUCGGGGACGGGACCCAGUCAACGUCAGUCUACGAACCCUGCAUUCUAGGAGAUGGGAAUUAUGGAAAACUUGGAAAGGCGCCUCACACGACGUCUUGGUGUUGUCAUGGUCGCCAGAUGGGACACAAUUCAUUGCGGGUACCAGCACACACUGUGAGGAAAACAACAUGCAGUAUAACCGCAAUAACAACCUACUGUUGGGAGAUCUAGUUACGGACUCUAUAAGAGAGCUACCUGACCAUAGAAUACCCCGUCCUCUCAUCUCCGGAGGGGAAUUUACCAACCAGGCCUCGUACAACAACCUUGACCCGGAUCUUUACAUGACAAUCAGUGCAGCGCAGUGGUCUAAAAAAUACUUAUAUACGGCGAGCUACGAUAAAACCGUAAGGGUUUGGGACACACAACCGGAAGUGGGUUGCAUCCAGCAGCUAUUCCACCCUGAGAAGCUUGACGUUAUGGCCAUUUCUGAUUGCCAGUACCGCCUUGUAGGUACUGGUUGUCAAGAUACCACCCCAGUCAGGAUCUGGUCUCCAAUGUCAAACGGCACACAUACUUGUGUUGAAUUAGAAAGAUAUCAAGGAUAUGCCCCGUCUUCGUUAGCAUGGGGCACAAAUCCUUCUUGCAGUGAGUUUUUAGCUGCAGGCAUGUCGCAAAAGCUCGUUCGGUUAAACUCAUCCGCCUCAGAGUGUGGAUUAAUUGUCCUUUGGCAGGUCGAAGCAUCCAACGUCUGCCGAUUUGAUAAGUGGAAAAUACCAUUUCAUAUCUCGGACAUCAAAUGGCACCGGAAUCAACCACUAUUCAUUGCAGGGUGUUCGACACCCCAGCAACUUGCUAAUUCGAAUUUGACCAGUGUGCGGUCAGUAGUUAAUCUCUAUGAUCCGUUGAGGACACACUGCGAAGUCAGCUCCUUCCAGUGCCCGGCCUUGGACAUUAAUGAAAUUACUUUCUGUCCGAGCAACGAUAACUAUGUCACCGCCAGUUGUACUGACAAUCUGACUUACGUUUAUGACCGCCGUAACCCAUCUAGCGUGCUCCAUAAACUUGGGCAUGGGAAGCCCAUUCACCAAUUGGAUACCUCUGUUACACAAGAAGAGGAUGAUACCGGCGUUUGUUUGGCAACGUGGAGUGGUUCUACAUUCUUUACAGGAGGCUCGGAUGGAGUUGUUAAAACGUGGGACAUAAGACGGUCUGCAGACGAUCUAAUUUUCGAGGAUAUUGCCACUUUCAAUCACGGGGUUAUGUCCGGCGCUUUAUCUCCAGACCACACGAAUUUAGUAAUUGGUGAUAGUGGUGGAUCUGUCCAUAUCCUCUCAACAGCGCCUUUUAGCCGGGAGAACGGUUUAGAUCUAGCCUACCAUGCCGCUGAAGUGAAUACCCAAACCAAUAACGACUGCGAAGAAUCUGUGGCCGGUAUAUUGGAGUCGAAGAGACUGGUGGCCUCUGGGAAGCUCACUCGUCAUCCCAUCUUUGGGUUUGGUAAAGGCCCCCUAUAUGAAGGGCCUUACGCCAUCUGGGCUCGGCCACCAGGGACGUCUCCUAAUGAGAUACCGUACACCCCAUUGGAACCAGCCAUUCAAGCUGAGCAAUUAGAUGGCCCGCCAAUCUCUCAAAGACAGCUUCUGGAUCAAGAUGGUCAACGUCGUGUUCAUCGGCAUAUCUCACUAGCUCUAGCUCGAAAUAGGGAAAGCGGACCAGCUAGAUCUCCUCGCAAGGGCGGCAAGGCCCGACGUCUGAACGAGCCGGUCACGCCAUCGACCUCUAGGAUCCCUCAAAUUGCUCCAAAAGAAACAAUCGAGGUCAGCAGUGAGGAAAGCAACAUUGUCUCCAGACCGAAGCGCCGUAGGUAUCCAUUACGGACCCCCCGCAAAACCAAGAAUCAAUCAUUGCGGCCGAAAAAGCCUAUAUGCAUUGACUUAACUGGCGACACAUCAGAGGAUGAGGGUCCAAGCUCAUCUUCCAUCUCUUCAUACUCCACUUGCAUUUCCCGACAGGAACCAUACAAAGUAGAAGCGGAUCUCCUAGAGGAGGAUAAUUGGUGGCCUACUAGUGAAGAUGUUACAAGUCUUGGGUUGUAG